Bradysia coprophila is the source of this 1277-nucleotide messenger RNA. RefSeq names its product growth hormone-inducible transmembrane protein. The record is from RefSeq and is a predicted model, not a curated record. Gene Ontology annotation, cellular component: mitochondrial inner membrane. NCBI's taxonomy places the organism in Eukaryota, Metazoa, Arthropoda, Insecta, Diptera, Sciaridae.
CAUAAACGUCAAGUUAUUAUAGAAAAACGCAUAAAAUAAGUGAAAAUAGAAAAGACCAGAAUAAAUUCGGUUUAAAUUGUGAAAGCUGUUGCGGAAAGGAAGAAUAUUUUAAAUUUAAAAUUACAAUCGAAAAUUUGCUUGUGAGGAUAACGACAAGAGAAAAUCACUCAGAAUGUUGUCUAAAUUGGUCAUGGGAUCGGCGACAUAUUCGCCAAUGAUCUUUCGUUCUGCUGUCCAACAAAUUCCAAAAAGGAAUCAAUUUCUGGUACGACAAUUUCAACGAGAUGCUAAAGAAGCUUUCCAGACACGAAGUCAACGAAUCGCAGAGAGACAAACUUUGCGCGAAAAAAUUAUGGCACCAGCUGGACCAAAUGCAUUUGCAAUUGGAAAAGGAGCAGCUGCUGGCGCUUCGGUUAUCGGAUUAGGAGCAUUAUGUUUCUACGGUUUGGGAAUGGGAAAGGGAACAUCGGUUCUAAACAAUUCCAUGCUCUGGCCGGAAUAUGUCAAAGAACGCAUCCACAGCACAUACGCUUACUUCGGUGGCUCGGUUGUCAUUACCGCUGCAAGUGCAGCUGCAAUAUUUCGUUCACCAACCUUGCUCAACUUAGCGUCUAGAGGUGGAUGGAUACCACUGAUUGCUACGAUGGCACUGAUGAUCGGUUCGGGUAUGGUUGCUCGAUCAAUUCCAUACGAACCUGGCUUUGGAACGAAACAACUUGCCUGGGCUGCUCACUGUGCAAUAAUUGGUGGUGUUCUUGCUCCGCUGUCCUUUGUCGGCGGGCCGAUAUUGUUGCGUGCAGCGAUGUAUACAGCAGGAAUUGUUGGCGGUUUGAGCACGGUAGCUGUCUGUGCGCCGAGCGAUAAAUUCUUGUAUAUGGGUGGCCCGUUGGCUAUCGGUCUGGGAGUUGUUUUCGCCGCUUCGAUGGGUUCAAUGUUUUUGCCCCCAACAACGGCACUCGGAGCAGGAAUCUAUUCGCUCUCAUUGUAUGGCGGUUUGAUUUUGUUCAGUGGAUUCUUGCUCUAUGACACACAGAGAAUCGUACGAAAAGCCGAAACACAUCCAAAUUAUGCCAUGCAACCCUAUGAUCCGGUCAAUUCCGCCAUUUCGAUAUACAUGGACACAAUUAACAUCUUCAUCCGAAUGGUUUCCAUACUAGCCGGUGGAGGCGGUCGACGAAAGUAAUCAAUUGUGUAGCGAGAAGCCGUGUGUGUACAUUUAAUUGCUGAAAAUAUAAUUGCCCGUUGUGAUAUAAAUAAAAAAAAUGGCUUUGCGAUGA